GUCUUUUCUGAGACAAGAGGUGAAGCAGAAAAACAAGUUUACUCACAGUGUAUGACGAGAGGAAGGCACGGAACAGGAAAAUCCCAUCCCGACGGAGAAACACACUCAGCCCCGAGAUCGCAGAGGUCAAAACCGCCAUUUCCGAUCAUUAUUUUUUUAAAAAAGGGAGAGGAGAGGAGGAAAAUAAAUAGAGAUAUUGGGAAAUUCGGAACUUCCCGAAUCCGAGCAUGGUUUUUGACACGAAUAUGAAUUCCGUUUUCCUGUAACCGGACAAACUGUGGCGUCAUUCCCUUCCUGACGAUCCCGCCUUAUCGGCUCGCGGAUUGGCCAUUGGCUUUUCCAAGGACGGCCCCACGACGCUGAUAUUAACGUCUGAUUGGAUAGAGGAACUGUCAUCAGCUGGAGGGACGGGUUGUGCAGCAAACUUGACAUUUGCUCAGAGCAGCGAUAAAAAAUGUUUUACCAGAAGUCCGUGGCAGGGAUGAUAAAAAAGAGUUAAAGAGCUGGUCUUCGCACGCAAAACGAGAACAAUAACGAAUAAGGGUCCCUAUCAACCACCUGAAUUGUAUUUGCAGAUUUGAAACAGAGCUCAAGGCUGGAUUUUUGGAAUACGAUAUUCCAUUGUUUUCCCCCAACCUCAAUUCACAUCAACUUCCUCUCUUACCCGGAGAAGAAAAGCAUCUGGACAUAUCACCUCCUAGAUACAGGAUAGAAGAACUUUUCAUUAAGAGAAGAAGAAAAGACAUGGAAGCAAUUCUACCAGUAUUUGUAGUAGUCAUUUUAGGAUCACAGAUACAAGCAGGUCCUGUAGCAACCAAUGAAUGUAAAAUUGGAAAGAUUGGAGAAAACCAUCCUAUCACCAUCUCACACCUUAAACAACUCCCUGCAUUACAAAGCUGUAUGUCCAGUGGCAGGUCUACAGCUAAUGAAAUUGUUUAUACCAUCAAUUUGAUUCUACCUCCUACAACAGAACUCCUUCAGAUUUCUUUGCAUGUGCAGUCGAUUAGUGUCAACAAGACAUUGAUUCUUGUUUUGAACAGCAGCAAUGAUUUAGUUUGGAAUGUGGGUGCUAUCAAGAUGCCACUUAAAGUCUACCAUUCCACAAAAUCCUAUGUAAUACCCCAGGAAACAAGGAAACUUUCAAGUCUGGAACAACUGAAGCUAGCUGAGGAAAACUGCAGUUCAGUCAUUAGCUCAGUUAAGUUUGAAGAAGCUGGUGGAAUAACUAUAGAACUGAUAAAAGAUGAGACGUUCCCAAAUAAAUGUGAUGAAACGCCUUGUAUCAGUGCUGAAAAUAAUCUGAAGUAUAAGCCUCUCCAGGAAGACUUGAUGGGUUGUGUGACAUCUGACCAACACGUCAUUCCUCAAAUCCACAUCAUAAAUCUAAUACCAAUGCACAAUUCUUUCAGGAGCUCCGAAGAUAAGAGUGUUAACUUGAAUGUUGAAUUUACACAUGGAAAUAAUUGCCCAAUUGUCUACCUAGUUAUACAGAGCAAUAAGCCUAUAAAUCUGAACAUCAGUGGUGAAGUUCCUUCUUCAUUACAACUUAAGCUAUCCCACAGAAUCCAUGCAACUUGGCCAGGAUUGAAAUCAUCAGUUGUAUCUAAUCUCCCAAAAGCUUCGAAACAACUGGUGGAGUGGGCCAUUGAAAAUGAACGUGGUGCUACAUCAUUGACGGAGAUUCCGUUGUUUGAUGAGAUCAAACUUAAAUGUAAUCUUCGUGCAAAUGAUAUUCAUACAUCUGUGCCGCAAUCAGAGUCUCUAGACAGUUAUGUUAAGUCUGUUCACUGUGGAGAAUCGGAGAUGGAAAUCAUUGUUAGUAAAGAUGGGAAGAAGCCAAUUCAGGAAAUAACAUUAUUGGAUGAUAAUUGCAAAGGAAACCAUAAUGAAACACAUUUCUACCUAAAGUACAUCCCUUACACAGAAUGUAACACUACUGAAAGUGGAGGCAACUACACAAACAAGCUAAAGAUGAAGUUAUACAAUGGAACUGAAAUCAUACAUGAUGUGCGCUGCCCACAAGUGCAAGAAGUUUGUGAUCUUGUUAAACAUAACAUGAUUGGCGAUAGAUCAUCUAUCAGAAUUCUUGAAUAUUGUGACUUUAAAAAGUCAUUUUCAAAAAUUUACAACAACACAGAUGUCAUUGGAGAGAUUUUACUGCCUUCAUUUGGAGGAACAUUUCAAACUUUAGACGUGAAACUUCAAAACUGUUCUCUCAUCCCAAGAUUUGCAGUCAAUUCCAUAAAUAAAAGUGCCCUUCUUCCUAAAAUCUCAGUGAUUGUUACACAUGCAAAAUCACACAAAACCAAGUGUACUGAUGCAGUCGUACACCACUACCCAUUCCGGUUUUUUUUCCAUAAUUCGUGGCACCCAUUUGUUGAGGAAACAAUCUUGGAGUGUACUGAACUGGCCUGUACUUCUGAGUCUUGCUUUGAUAUGAGAAGGAUACACAAAACGUUGAAAAUUGACAACCAUAGUCCUCUGCAUCCUAUUUGUCCCACAUUUCCAGACCCCUCAAGUCGAGAGGGCCCAGCUCCCACAAGUCACCGACCUGACGGCCCAGACCUCAUAAGUCACAGGCCAGAACUUCCUGUGUUCCAGGGACUGGGAAUGUCAGCUGCUUUAGGAAUUGCAUUUGGUGCAUUUGUCAUCGGAGCAUUACUGAUUGCAGCUCUGUGGUAUAUCUAUUCACACACCCGUCUUUCUGAAAAGCAGCAGCCUGUUUUUGCUAAUCCAACUACAUCUGAGAACAGCAGCACCAAUCACAGCAUUAGUAGCACUCAAAGUACCCCAUGUUCUACAAGCAGCGUUGCAUAGCCAUCAUCUACAAUGCUUUCAACAACACGGACUAGUUAAAAUAUGUUGUUAUAUAGCAACUUUUUUUGCAAAAUGCUCUGAGUAACCUAUGGUGAAUUCAAUGGUAAAACAUCUUUGAAAGUGAUUUAACAGCUGCAAAAAGAAACCUAUUUUUAAAGAGACAUAUGUUUGGUGGCAUUACAGUUUACCAACUGCAACUCCAGUAGCAACUCUGCCUAAAAGUUACAAAGCAUCUAGAGAAUAAUGUUAUCAGUGACUAUGACACAGGUGAUGCCUUAAAUUACAAGGAUAUAUGUCUAAUUGUUUUAUGACUAUUGUUUGAAGAUAAGGCUGGAAUAAGCCAUGAAUAUUCAGGUAUUAGUGUAUUUUUAAUAUUUAAGUACUAGUUUAAUAUUGUAUGCAAGGGUUUAAUAACUUUUUCACACUUUCUCUCAUGAGAGAUGAUGAUAGUGUAACUAUACGGGUGUGCUUUGUCAACAGUGGGUAUUCACUCCUAUGUGGAAUGCAGCCAUACUAGCCAAAACAAGAAGUUGAGCAAUUAUGACAGUGAUUCCACAAUUGGAACUGUGACCAACAGAUUUUGACAGGACUUCACUUGAGAGAACUAAGUUGCUGUUUUUGUGGCUUACAUCUUUGUACCAUGUCCAUUUCAGUACAGUUCACCCAAUAGGAGACAAAAUUAUGACAAUUGUUUUUAAUCAAGAUACCAACUGAAUUUAACUAAUGGAAAAGUUUGCACCCUGCACACAAACUGCAGUGUCACUAGUAGUAACAUUCUUCUUAAAAAGGGAAAAUUGAAGAUCAUGAUGAACUAAGUAACAAUUAAAGCAUGUUAUGGGGAACCAAGAAAAAGUAAAUCACUUUUACAGAUUUUUACAUGUGCCUUUUAUGUAAAUGCACAUCAUGAAUACAGCUUCUAACUACAGAAUUAUUGAACUAAUACUGCCAGGAACCCUAUUAAAUGAACAAAAAGAAAAUGUCUGAUUUGUUUACUUUCAUUCAGAGGUAAAUGUUCAGAAUUCCAGCUGAAAAUUUCAACUGUCCCUUUUCUCCCUUUUGAAAUAUUAGUUGUGUUCUUUUAUCUUGAUUACUAGUGCUCUUAGAUGUCACCACUACAACCAACCCUUCCAACAGGCUGUGUUUUUAUGGUAUCAGUAGGUUUGUCUUAUAUAUUUCCAGUUUUGGAACAAAUAUAUUUAAAAUGCCUUCUAAAAGGAAGAGAACUGUAUGGUUCAAUCUAAGUAUGAUAAGAAAUUAAUCUCAAUGUAUUAUAAAGCCUAUUGAUACAGUUAUGAUUUGAGUAACCUGUUAUCUUUUUAAAUCAUUUCUGUUCCCAAAUACUCUACGGUUUUAAUGUCUUAAGUCAUAAAGUAAAUCAGCAUGGAAAAAAGCCCUUGGACCAUUGUGUCCAUGCUGGCCUUCAAGCACCUAUUCAAUCCCAUUUCCCAGCAUUUAGCCAAAAGCCUUGUAUUCUAUUAGCAUUUCAGUUGUCCAGCUAAAUAUCAAGAUGUGAGGGUUCCUAUUUCUACCACCCUUUCAGGUAGUGGGUUCUACAUACACCAUCCUUGGGAGGGUUAGGGGCCGAGGAGAGAACGUUAUUCUUCAAAAUCCCUCUAAAUCUCUUUUCCUUACUUUAAAUCUAUGAGCCUUGAUCACUGACUUCUCUUCUAAUUACAGUCAGAGCAACUGACUGUAGCACAGAAACUGACCCUUUGGUCCAGCUUGUCCAUUGCAGACCAGAUAUCCAAAACGAACAUAAACCUUUCCUAUUGAUAUACCCAUCCAGAUGCCUACAUGUUGUAAUUGUACCAGCCUCCACCACUCCCUCUGGCAGCUCAUUCCAUACACACACCACCCUUUGCCUGAAAAAAUUACCCCUUAUGUCCCUUUUAAAUUUUUCCCAUCUCACCCUAAACCUAUGACCUCAAGUGCUGAACUCCCCCAGCCCAGGGAAAAGAUCUUGCCUGUUUACACAAUACAAGCCCCUCAUGAUUUUAUAAACCUCUAAGGUCAUCCAUCAGCCUUUGACACUCCAGGGAAAACAGCUCCAGCCUCUUUAGCCUCUCCUAUCGCUCAAAUCCUCCAACCAUGGCAACAUCCUCAUAAAUCUUUUCUGAACCCUUUCAAGUUUCACAAAAUCCUUCCGAUUGGAGGGUGACUAGAAUUGCACAUAAUAUUCCAAAAGUUAUUUCUAUCUAAUGUAUGCCUUUCAUAAUUUUGUACUUUAAUCAAGUCUCAUUUCAAUCUUGGCUGGUCUAAGGAAAACAACUGCAGCCUAUCUAGUUGCUUUUCUUCAAGAAGCUAGAAUUCUUAAUUCAGCUUAAUUCUUAAUUGAACUUUAAUGUAGCUUUAAAGUUGAGAAAAACAACUCACCUAUUAGUUCUCCACUUUGUGUUGAUGUCACUUUCGUCAACCUUUCUUGAGUACUGGUGAUCUUCUUUUGGGUUACCUGCUAUUCAAACUGGUUUGAUCUCUCAAUCUCGCUAUUUUAUUAUUUAAAAAUGUUGAGUUAUGCAUGUUAUUUGAACUUCAUCACACUUCAAUAUUCCUAGUAAAUUUUAUACUGUACCUACAUGUGUUUUGUAAGUUUCUACUUUGUCCUUUAAGUGACUGAAUGUGAAACCUAUUUUACAUAAAACUUAACACUACAGAAUUAGGCCAGUUAACAGGCACAAACCCCCACCCACCCUUAAUUAUUUUUUCAUUUCUCCUGUGUGCUUACCUAGUUUUUCCUUAAAUACAAAAUGCUAUUUCCCUCAACUAACAAUAGGGGAGAGCCACAUUCUUACCAGGCUUUGGAUAAAGAAGGUUUUCCGGAUUUGUCUGUGCAGUAACUACUGUUUUAAUCAGCUGCAUUUGCAGUCUGUCCUACAACCAAGCAUCGCUACCCUAUCAAGUCUCUAAAUACUCCUAAAGCAUUAGGUUCUCUACAUUGCUGGGGAACAAACAGCAGUUGUUAUCUAUAUCCAGAGGGCAUUCUUGUAAAAGGAAGGCUGUUUCACAAUAUUUUUGUCUAUGUUGAGUUUUUUCCUUUAAUUUUAGAACUUUUUAAAAAUACCACAUUUUAUCGUUAAAUUGAACUUUUAAAACUACAUUUACAUUGCUGGUAAUUGCAGUUGUCUGCAAUUUGGAAGCAUAAAUCAAAUUUCCCUCAUGGGUGAAAUGUCAACGCAAUUUAUCAUGAUCCUGAAUGGUUGUACAAAAAGUAACAUUUGAAUACUUAAUUUUCUUAAUCUAUUCCAUUAUCACUGAGAAUUCUGAAAGAUUGUAGUGUUAGCUUAGUAUCUUUGCAAAAAUUUAAAGAUUUGUGCCUUUGAACAAAAUAUUCAAAUCAAUUUUGAUUUUGUUAAUCAAAAAUGUAUUGAUUUUUUGUUUCCCUCAGGGGAAUAGCAAAUGUUAUCCUGUCAUCUGAAGCAUUUUUAUUAAAAUACUUCUAAUUUGCAUGUUUGUCAACUAAAUAGAUUAAAAAUAUGAAAAUGGAGUACGUUGAAGGAUGUACUUUUUACCAGAGCAUGUGUUGACUUACAGCAUCUUCAUUUGCUAGAGUAUUCAUUCAAGCUAUAGUUCUCCUUGCAGAAAAAAUCUUAAAUGUUCUUGUUCUUCUAUAAAUUGUGUUGUUUUAUGGAAGUUCUGAUUCUAUUUCUGUAUGUAUUUUCUUAAAUUACAAAUGCUUUUAAUGUCUUCGAAGAAGACAUUUAUUGACCUGUAUGAGAUAUGUACAUUAUUGUCAGUAUUAUAAAGUUUGUGGUUAUUCAUAAUCGGAACAAU
This is a messenger RNA of Hemiscyllium ocellatum (epaulette shark), 6585 nucleotides long. Its product is annotated as endoglin-like. The transcript is spliced from 18 exons. NCBI's taxonomy places the organism in Eukaryota, Metazoa, Chordata, Chondrichthyes, Orectolobiformes, Hemiscylliidae. Gene Ontology annotation, biological process: vasculogenesis. Bases 745 to 2817 code for a protein of 690 amino acids. The record is from RefSeq and is a predicted model, not a curated record.